ACCAGGGAAGUGUUUGGAAACUGCAGCUUCAGCCCCUCUGGCCAUCUGCCGACCCACCCCCUGGAGCCCUUAAUGGGCCAAACACCAGAGUCCAGGGGGCAGAGAGGAGGUGCUUUAGACUAUAAAAUUGGUAGGGACCCAGUAACCCCCAGCCCUACGUGACUAGCUACAAUCAGAGGCCGUCAGCAAGCAGGUCACUGUUCCAUCAUGGCCCUGUGGAUGCGCCUUCUGCCCCUGCUGGCCCUGCUGGUCCUCUGGGAGCCCAAGCCUGCCCAGGCUUUUGUCAACCAGCACCUUUGCGGUUCCCACCUUGUGGAGGCCCUCUACCUGGUCUGUGGGGAGCGUGGCUUCUUCUACACACCCAAGUCCCGGCGUGGCGUGGAGGACCCACAAGUGGCACAGUUGGAGCUGGGUGGGGGCCCCGGAGCAGGUGACCUUCAGACCUUGGCGCUGGAGGUGGCCCAGCAGAAGCGAGGCAUUGUGGACCAGUGCUGCACCAGCAUCUGCUCGCUCUACCAGCUGGAGAAUUACUGCAACUAGCCACCUCCCCAACCCAGCCCCCCUUUCUGCAAUGAAUAAAACCUCUGAAGGAGCAC
Messenger RNA from Peromyscus maniculatus bairdii (prairie deer mouse), 596 nucleotides. It is a transcript of the gene Ins, whose product is annotated as insulin. Gene Ontology annotation, cellular component: extracellular region. NCBI's taxonomy places the organism in Eukaryota, Metazoa, Chordata, Mammalia, Rodentia, Cricetidae. Gene Ontology annotation, molecular function: hormone activity; insulin receptor binding. Gene Ontology annotation, biological process: glucose homeostasis; positive regulation of protein secretion. The record is from RefSeq and is a predicted model, not a curated record.